CCGGCCGGAAGCAAUGAUGGCAACCGCACUCUACACCCCCGAGCGAGCAGCCGUUGCUCCGCCUGUCCACAACAUGGAGGGGGCUGUCGACUAUCUUGCUUCCUUGGACGACGCGACUACCGCCUCUCUCGCCCGAGGCUCUGCGUCCCAUCAUGGCGCACUGCCUCCUCCCAACCCUCAAUUCGCGUUUCCCGCAGCGCCACCCACACCGUCACACGAUUCGAUCGCCAAGCGGAGGCGACCCAUGUCCGCCGUCGAGAUGCACCGGCCCCUUAGCAUAGCCGUGGAUGGCUCUCGACACGCGGCGCUGCCGGCAUUCAGCUUCAAUCCGGGCGCCUCCCUCCCUCCGGAUCCUCGCGCUUUUCUCAGUCCGCCUCAUUCUCCAAACUCCGCCAAGCAAAACCAAAACCCCGGGUCUGCGGCCAAUCGUCCAAUGGGCCAUGGCCACCGAAGGGGCGGCAGCGAGUUUGUCGGCGGUCGUCUUCGCGAAGGGAGCACGAUUGCCGUCAUGAGCACUAGCCCGCCAAAGAAUGAGUUUGACUUGAAGGCGCCUGCUCUACAGCCACCGCGCAGAGGACAUCGCCGAGGCAUGUCUGCCACUAUUCCGGCAACCGACCUCCCCAUGCUCUUUGCGCCGCCAGCCAUCGGCUCUCUGCCUCAGGGAAACAGUGCUCCGAGUAGCCCAACGAUCAUGGGCCGGAAAGAGGAGCUGCCUAACAUUGGCUUCCAAUUUCCCUUGCCGGAGCCCGUGCAAUCCGGAAAAGAUGACAGGGCCGCAGGCAGUUCCAAAGCGCCUCUCCUGGCACCCGACGAGGCCUGGAAGAUGGGCAAGCCCAUGAUGCGGUCAAAGGUUGGAUUUUCGGAUACUCUGGAAUUCAUUCCUCGGCCGCUGUCACUCGUAUCCAAUGACACGUCGAGCACUAUUACCGCGCGGCCGGGCCAUUCGGUCUCUGGCAGCGUAUCCUCCGUCAUCUCGGUUACUUCCAACGGUGGUCGAGAUGGCUCCGCUCCCCUUUCGCGGACAGCGAGUGAGCCCCAGGAGUCAAGACCCAGCACAGCAGGCGCUAUUUUGGAACGCACCGCAGAGCUGCAAAUUACCGAGGAGCCGCCUAUGUCUCCCCGCCGCCGAAACUCGAUCCCUACCCUUCUCAACAUCGCCGACGCUGACGCUACAGAGUCAAACGUGUCUACCCCCAGCAAACCUGCCAAACGCUGGUCCUUCUUUGGCCUAGAUGCCUUCGCUUCUGGGUCUCCCGUCAAGAGGCGACCAAGCUCUUCCAGCUCUUCCGAUUGCGCCCCUCGCCCUGUGGAUGGUAUUUCAUGCUCUGACCGUGGGUCGGAGUCUUCACUAGAUACUUCAGAAGCCCCUCCAUCGAAGCACAAGAAGGGAAGCAAAAAGGGUGAUAAGAAGAAGAAGAAGAGCAAGAAAGAAAAGAAGGAGGAGAAGAAGGAGAAGAAGAAGGAGGAGGAGAAGAAGGCCAAGGGCUGGGCUGGCUCCAUCCUGCCCUUAAAGAGUCACAAGAAGCGUGGCAAAUCAAGCGCAGUUCGACCACCGACGCCCCCAGCAUCCGUGUCCCAUCCUGACGACGAAGAAGAGGAUGAAACCGUAAUGGACAUCCGGGAACCUUCAUUUGAACCGCCCACGAUCAGCAUCACGGAAUCGCCACCCUUGCCUGAGCCUUCCGAGCCACCGAAGCGGCAUUCAGAAGAGGUCUCUUCUCCCAUGAUUGACCUGGACGCCGCUCUUGGUCCUUUCAACACUCCCUUGUCUUAUAACCCCGAGUGGGAGGCUGCUCAACGCGCUGCAGGCACUCCGGGCAGCAGGAGGCGCCUUCACAGCGCUCAAGGAUUGAAGGGCUUCAGUGGUCCAGGCAUGCAUUAUCACCGACGUGCCGAGUCGGCCCCUGAUCUUCCUCCUUUCGAUUUCCGCUCCUCUAUGCACCGGUUCGGCAGCAGCUCCACCAUGGCUGACGUGUUUGAGGAGGAUGAAGAGGAUGACGACUGCAAAGGCCUUGCCAGGACCAGACUCGAAACCAGCGAGGAGACCAGUGAAGAAUCCGACGGCGAGACGACACCUCCCGCUGUGAUGCCUGUUUCAAAAGACUCCUUUGGCGGCCCCAGCGACAAGGCGCUGGGCAAAAUGCGCCGCCGAAGCGCUGGCGUGAUGGACAGAGAAUCGUUCAGCUCGCAAGCAGCCCGGGCUGAUGCUUUCAAGGCCUCACUUCAGGAUGAAACCAUCGCCGAAGAGUUCUCGAUGCCUAUUUUCAGGGCCCCUACAUUCCAAGGCCGCAGGGACUCCGUCGACUCAGGAGCGCCCUCGGCCCCAUCUCCGCGACAGCUCCCUACCACUGUCGACAUGCCAGUGGAUGAUCAGCCUCUCGUUCUCCCCAGUGCUGGCAUCUCACCGCUCAGCCCUUACUCGGCUAGCUAUGCUUCGUCCCCCCAUCCCUCUCCACGAACGCCAAUGUCGAUUGACGCCCAGCGCAUCUCCACGGCUCCUUCGUCCGUCACUGACGACAGCUUCCACUCUCUGCUCAUGGGAGAGCCGGGACCGGAAGUGAGGAUCUCGAUGGAUUACGAUAUUCCGUCUAUCGCGUCAAGCACCUCUGCCGUGACCCGUGACAGCACCUUUAUUCCCGCACCACGACCGCGUCAACCUCUUGCUCGUGAUCAGCGUCCAGUGUCCAUGUCGGCUCCCUUUGGGCGCAGACGAUCGAGCUUGGCCAGCCUCAGCCGUCUCAUUAGCAGUUCCCACGGCGAGAGGAGCAAGCUCUCUAUGGAGGUCACCCUGGAUAAUGAGCCCGAGUCGAAAAAGUCCAAGAGCAAAAGCAAGAGGCUGAGUCGGAUGAUGCAGUUUUGGAAACCGAAUAAAGACGAUAAAGACAAUAAAGACAAGGCCACCUGA
Trichoderma citrinoviride is the source of this 2905-nucleotide messenger RNA. RefSeq lists its product as hypothetical. The transcript has a single exon. The record is from RefSeq and is a predicted model, not a curated record. Lineage: Eukaryota; Fungi; Ascomycota; Sordariomycetes; Hypocreales; Hypocreaceae. The coding region runs from base 14 to 2905 and encodes 963 amino acids.